Filobasidium floriforme is the source of this 3024-nucleotide messenger RNA. RefSeq lists its product as uncharacterized. The coding region runs from base 232 to 2796 and encodes 854 amino acids. Gene Ontology annotation, molecular function: DNA-binding transcription factor activity, RNA polymerase II-specific; zinc ion binding. The transcript has 14 exons. Gene Ontology annotation, cellular component: nucleus. Lineage: Eukaryota; Fungi; Basidiomycota; Tremellomycetes; Filobasidiales; Filobasidiaceae. The record is from RefSeq and is a predicted model, not a curated record.
CAGGAAGAGAUAGUGUUAGAAUACGAGAGCCCGAGACUGGAAAGGUCGAGCAAUCCUGGUGCGAAGCCGAAUAAGAGAGUUCCUGACGACAUAGGACGAGACGACAAGACUCAGCAUACCAACAGGAUCCAUUGUAUCAAGAUCUUAGUUUGGACGAGUUACGUCUACAUCCCGCUGCGCCCUAUCAGUCAAUACCAGCAUCAACACCCGUACCCGCAUUCGCGCACGCCUAUGCAGAACCAAAACCCUGGCUCGGAAUCACACCUCUCAAACGGGAAUAAAGGCUCCCCAGUGACGACCACGUCCGCGCUCGCUGGUCCUUCUUUCGGGCCGUCACUGUCGGGCUCGUUGGAGGCAACAACUAAAGCGAAUCCGAUGGAUAUACCGAUGGCUAGCCCAUCUGACGGCGCUCAAAGCCAACCGCAAAUACAAUCUCAGUCACAAUCUCAUUCCCCUACGUCUCCUCUCUUCCGGUCCCUUACUCCUACUCAGGCCUCGACAUCAGCCGUAGUUACAUCCGGUACUCCGAAUUCGGCCCUAGCUACGGCUACGGUCCCAUCAACGGCUCAUCAGGUUCCACUCUCUACGAUGGAAGCGGGCACGAGUUUCGCUCAACACGUCUUGAACGCCGCACAGAGGAAACAGAAUAUCGCCUGCGAUGGAUGUCGGAGUAGAAAGGUCAAAUGCGUGCGGCAGCCAGGAUCGGAACGCUGCGACCAUUGUCGAGCGAAAAAGACGCCUUGCACAUCACACUAUGUUACCUCCCUCUCGUCUUCGCGGAGGAAGACAACCGGAAGUGGAACCAAUAGCACUUCAAAUGUCGCCAGUAGCAGCGCGAACGGCAACGGAGGAUCUGGUGGUGGCGAAUCAGGGAGGGCCAGCUCGGACGAUCUCCCCGUCGCCUCUGGUUCAGGAUGUGGCUCUGCGUCCAUAUCGAACGGCGGCAUGGCCGGCGAAGGGAGCAAAAGCCAGGUGGACGAGGAUGGAGACGGGACCGACAAGAAGCGUGUAAAACGGCGGAAACCUAGCCCGUCCGAUCAGACCCUCUCUUACUCGCAAGCACCCGAACUUGGGCUUACCUCGGACGAUUUUUCCAAAGCAUCUCAGACAGACAGACUCACCUCGCUACUCGCCUACCUGUUUUCCCCUCAUCCGGUCGUCGGUCUUACGGGCAAGUGGAGGGAUCCGACUCGGACAGAGAUGACAGAUGGGAUGCCUUAUUCGCCAACUUUCUGGGAUCGGCCGAGUAAGGCGCACUUGAAGUUGAAUUCGGACGAAGCCAGAAGAGACCUCGCGAGCGAUCUCGUCGAGACCUACUUUCAGAUCGUGCACAUCCGCCUGCCUCUGCUCGACCCGAGCCUCUUUCGACGACGUUUCCACGACCCGGAUGGACCGGACGGUCCACCGUUCUGGCCCAUCCUCGCCUGUGUACUCGCAUGGGGCGCCAAGUUCUCGGAACACGGCAUUAUCGCCAAGGAUCGGGAAGAAUGUUCUGUCGGGUUGCAGGGGGAGCGAAAGCGGAGUCGAUUGAUACAGAUGGUCGCUGUCAGGGCUCAAUCGGUGGCAGAAAUCUGCAAGGUAUACCGGGUACCCAGUUUGGAGAACGUGCAGGCUUGUCUGAUGCUCAAUGUGCUUGAGGGAGGGAACAUCAAUGUACCGAAUGACUAUGUCGGAAUGUGGGGCAAGGUCGCUUGCACCCACUUGGUCAAUUUACGCUAUCACAAACGAGAGGUCUUGCAGUCGAUGGAAUCGAAACGGAGAGCGUCCGUCGCGUUCACGUUCUGGAUGACGUGCUGGGCCGAUGGAGCCUCUGCCGCUUUCUACGGGUACAAGCCGCAGCUGCUCGAAGGGGAUUGGGAUGUCGAGCCACAGCAAGCGUGGAGUGCGGCUUCGGAAAGCAGCCUCAAUCCGAUGUCUAGGCUGGAGGAUUUCCUGCUCUGGAGCGAUUCGAACACGGGCUUGUGCCGGGUGUCACGCAGCAUGGCGACGUAUCUGUGGCAACCGGGCAACGAGACACAGGGUAUUCCAUUGAACAAGAUAAAGCAGACGGUACAACUGUUGACGAAUUGGAGGGACGAAUAUCUCACAAGGGUCGGGGUACCGACCGUCUGGCCUGAGACGUGGAACUUUAUCGCCGCCGUGACAGCAUGCACCGAGGAUGCCGACUAUCACAUCCACUGGACAUGUCUCGCCGGUGCCAUAAAGAAGUGUGGAAUCAAAGAAUUGAAGCGCACCGGAGAAGCUCCGCUGUUAAGAGACGAAGCCGAAGACAUCAAGGCCAGGAUUGAGCACGAAGCCUUGCACGGAGCGCUACGGAUAUCUGCGUUGGCAGGGGUCCUGACUCAGAACAGCUACCUUCGACUCGAUCCCAAUGUACUGUUUCCCGCCCUCUAUCGAAGCGGCGUCUAUCUAGCCGAAGCCGGCCGGAUCGAGUGCAUGUCGUGCAUCGCCGGCCUCCGACAAUACGGCCUCUGCUUUGAAGAAGCUUUCGACCGGGCAGAUGAACUCGCAGUUGUCUACCAACGCGCAUCAAAUCCCACGCUAGCUCCGACCGGUCCAUCAAUUUCGGCGGCUGCAACUCAAACCCUAGGCAUGCCCGCAGGCGCAAGACAUGCACCCAAAAGCCAUCAAUCCACGUACCCUUUUCCACCGAGUCUUGCUCAGAUGACUCUGCCGGCGAGCAAUGACUUUGGGUACGGUGUGCCUCCGGAUCUCGGCAACGGAGCGGUCUCGCAAGAGUUUUACGGGCUGGCCGAUCAGCACGGCAUGAAUCAGAUGUUUUACAACGAGCGAUGACAUCUCGAUAUUGUUUGAUAGGCGAUACAGUAGCUGCAACAAUAAUCACAUGCUCCUAGUUCGACAGCGUGAACCCAACGCGUUCACUAAUCCGAUGUCCAUCUCUUCUUGUCGAGGGCGGUAAACCAAAGAACGGCGCCCCAUGCCACGGCCAUGCCGCCCAGUAGGCUGACGAUGAUCGGCUGGAGGACCCUAAUGCCAAAUGCCUGAGAAAGGGCACCAGUGGCG